AUGCCUCUUCUCUUCCCUUCCCAAGACACCCUCCACGAUGCUUUCCAUCCCGCUGUCCCCUUUGGCCGCAGACCUGCUUUUCCAAAAACUCUUCCUCCCGAGCGAACUCUUGUAAAAGCAGUAGAGGCUCGUGCUGAGCUUUACCCUGCAUGGAGUGCGAUCGAUGAUGCGAAGGACAAGGCCAAAGCUUUGAGUGCUGAAGCUACAAAAGAGUUCGAGAAAGCUUCUGCUAAGGCGCAGGCCAAGGCAGGUCAUAUCGAGUUGUACUCCGCCAAGUACUAUGCCGCAUGCACGUUCGGUGGAUUGAUGGCUUGCGGCCUCACGCAUACGGCUGUCACACCACUUGAUCUGGUGAAGUGCCGCCGACAAGUUAGUUCGAAGAUGUACACUGGCAACUUCCAAGCCUGGGGUAAGAUUGGUCGUGCAGAAGGAUUCCGUGGUAUCUUCACUGGUUGGAGCCCAACCUUUUUCGGUUAUUCGGCUCAAGGUGCCUUCAAAUACGGUGGAUAUGAGUACUUCAAAAAGUUCUACGGAGAUCUUGCCGGUCCUGAGAACGCGUCCAAGUACAAGGCCGCUCUAUAUCUCGCAGCAAGUGCUUCGGCCGAGUUCAUUGCGGAUGUAGCUCUUUGCCCAUUCGAAGCCGUCAAGGUCAGAAUGCAGACGACUGUUCCGCCAUUUGCGACUGGUACUUUCCACGGAAUCAGUACUAUCACGAGCAAGGAAGGUUUCGGUGGACUGUACAAGGGGCUCUACCCUCUCUGGGGACGUCAAAUACCGUACACCAUGAUGAAGUUCGCUUCUUUCGAAACGAUUGUCGAGAUGAUCUACGAGCGCCUUCCGGGUCAAAAGUCUGACUACAGUAAAGCUGCUCAAACUGGUGUUUCUUUCACUGGUGGUUAUCUUGCUGGUAUUCUUUGUGCUAUUGUCUCUCAUCCUGCCGAUGUUAUGGUGUCCAAACUCAAUGCUAAUCGCCAAUCCGGUGAAGCUUUCGGUGCUGCCAUGGGCCGAAUCUACAAGGACAUCGGAUUUGGUGGUUUAUGGAAUGGUCUUCCAGUGCGUAUUGUUAUGAUUGGCACAUUGACAGGUCUUCAAUGGAUGAUUUACGAUUAUUUCAAAAUCUUCAUGGGCCUCCCUACGACCGGGUCUGCACCACCCGCCAAGAAGAAAUAG
Molecule: messenger RNA, 1170 nt
Organism: Drepanopeziza brunnea f. sp. 'multigermtubi' MB_m1
Lineage: Eukaryota; Fungi; Ascomycota; Leotiomycetes; Helotiales; Drepanopezizaceae
Biological process (GO): mitochondrial phosphate ion transmembrane transport
Cellular component (GO): mitochondrial inner membrane
Molecular function (GO): phosphate transmembrane transporter activity
Source: RefSeq, a predicted model, not a curated record